This is a messenger RNA of Mesorhabditis belari, 1002 nucleotides long. NCBI's taxonomy places the organism in Eukaryota, Metazoa, Nematoda, Chromadorea, Rhabditida, Rhabditidae. The record is from the annotation of a GenBank genome assembly.
AUGUUCGUCCUUUCUGUUCAACUCGUCGUUCAAGAAGCAAACCUGAAGAAUGGAAACAAGAUUGUUGUGAAACAUUCCCUUCUUGGCUACUGGAAGGCGUAUCUGGCGCAAGUGGGCAAGCUCAAGGAUCUCAGCGACAAAUUCUUCGUGGCGCAUGUUGAGUUCCGGCGCGUAUGUGAUGAAAUGGUCGAUAGGACCGGCUUUUGGCUCCUCCACGCCGAGAAACUGUGGUUUAAAAAAGCGGUUGAAACUUAUUUCGAGGCGCAUUUUUCUGGCUCAAAAGUGACUUGCAAUACCCCAAAAGAGGCCACUGCUGGUGGAAAGCUUGCCUUUCUCGUUGAUGUGAGCGUUGGCGCGAACAAUCAAAUGCCUGCAUCUUACUAUGCAAAGGUCAUGGCUGAUCAUCGCUGGUCAUGGCUCAACCUCAUGGAUCAACCGUCGCUCGCUCCCAAGUCUUCCGAUUUGCGUGAGAUCUUCGUAUACCAUCUACUCAGUUUGAUUGGAGUCGGAUCGGAAAAGGUGCUCGUUAUACCAGAUGUACCUCGAAGUGGAUACGUGUAUUUGGCGACGAAGAUAAUUGAUGGUUUCUGGACAGAUAACGGAAAGUCGGUUGCUAUGAUGCGUGGCGCUAAAGAUGAGAAAGAGCCAACUUACGACGAUGAAAGCAAAAAAGCAAAGGACGAGCAGAUUAAGAUACUUACCUGGUUGUUAGACUUAGGAGAUCUGGGGCUACGUCGAAAGUCAAACUCUGGGAGGUCCGGCGCACGAAUUGAGGAUCGUCGAUUUUUGGAAUGGGUGAAGCCCACUCAAUCCGUUUUUGAUAAACAUUUUGCAAAAUGGAACUUGAUGGACAAUAUUGAGAAAGCCCAAAAGCUAGUAAUGGACGACGAAGCCAUCAAAGACAACGUGAAUGUCGACAAGGAAACCUUUGACGCCUACGUCAAAGAGAGCAAAGACAAAGUGGGAAAAUUCCUUAAAACUCGGAAGAGGUCAGCAGAUGAA